Cantharellus anzutake is the source of this 6326-nucleotide messenger RNA. RefSeq lists its product as uncharacterized. Gene Ontology annotation, molecular function: ATP binding; methyltransferase activity; ATP-dependent chromatin remodeler activity. The transcript has 12 exons. NCBI's taxonomy places the organism in Eukaryota, Fungi, Basidiomycota, Agaricomycetes, Cantharellales, Hydnaceae. The record is from RefSeq and is a predicted model, not a curated record. Bases 54 to 6326 code for a protein of 2090 amino acids.
CAACACAGAAAAGGACUACCAAACCACCUGGCGCCUCUUCAAAUCGUGCAUUUAUGUCAGCAGACAAAUCGCCUCUUGCUUCCCAGCUACCCCCCAUCAGCUCCAUUCCUGACAUGUUUCGUGACAUCGUUGCACGUCUUCCCGAGCUGACGGCCUUCGCGAAGAAAAUUGAAGGUCGACCACUGCGCGUCGCUACCAUGUGUUCAGGAACUGAGUCUCCCUUGCUUGCUUUGGGUCUCAUAUCCCGUUUCCUAAAGGAGGAUCAACGUGUCAAUUUACAAAUUGAACACGUCUUCUCCUGUGAAAUCGAGCCUUUCAAACAAGCCUACAUCGAACGUAAUUUCAACCCUCCAAUACUAUUCAGGGACGUCUGUGAGCUUGGCGAGGAAUAUGCAACUACUGCCUAUGGAGCAAAGGCUGAGGUUCCUGGCAACGUCGACGUGCUCAUCGCUGGGACUUCCUGCGUAGAUUAUUCGACCUUGAAUAAUUCUCAACAAGAUAUAGACGCAAAUGGGGAGUCUGGUCGCACCUUCCGGGGCAUGUUAUCUUGGGUUGCCCGUCAUCGGCCAUCCAUCGUUCUCUUGGAAAAUGUGUGCGGUGCACCCUGGGAUCGCGUGGUUGAGAAGUUCGAAAAGGUUGAUUACAGUGCUAAGCACAUACGACUCGAUACCAAGAAUUACUACAUUCCUCACACUCGCUCCCGCGGUUAUUUGGUCGCGAUUAAUGGACUUCGCCACUCGCAGUGGCCAGUGCAAUGGGAGAAGAAGGUCAUCCAGAUGUCACGGCCAACGAGUUCAACGCUCGAUGCGUUCCUGCUUGCCACCGAUGACCCUCGGAUCCAUAUUGCGAGAAAGAAGCUUGUUCACGAAGCACUAGCGUACGAGCGUAAAACUGGUUAUGAUUGGGGCAAAUGUGAAUCGAGACACCAGAAAGCCCGGCAUGAGGAGCAGCUUGGGAAUCGUCGACCACUAACCGGAUGGGAGGAAGGUGGGACGGCUAAGAUGCCCACCUUCUGCUGGAAUGACUGGUGUGCUGCCCAGGUGGACCGAGUCUGGGACUUGAUGGACGUCACCACUCUUCGUGCAGCUGCUCUGGGGAAAGAUCCUCUCUACAAGACCGAAGUGUGGAAUCUUUCGCAAAAUGUUGACAGACAGAUCGGAAGCUCGCGCAUAGGCAUUGCGCCUUGUCUGACGCCGACGAUGAUUCCUUAUAUCACCAACCGUGGAGGGCCGAUGGUGGGUAUGGAAGCCCUCGGUCUUCAAGGUCUACCCGUCGAUGAGCUUCUGUUAACUCGAGAGACAGAAGAUCAAUUGGCUGACCUCGCUGGGAACGCGAUGUCAUCUACUGUCGUCGGAACAGCCGUAGCCGUCGCCCUUGUAGUCGCGGAAAAACUGUUCCCGGCAACCAGUCAAAACAAUGAUGAUGCAAUGGAGGUUGACGGCGUGCCCCAGCCCAAGGCUACUCACGACAACGGUAACGUGGAUGACGAUAAUGCCAUAGAAGGAGAUGACGAGUUAUCUCAAACUACUUUGGAUCUUGGGGAUUCGAAGAUCGAGUCCCUUCCCGUUCUACUCUCUAAUGCUCUCGCUAGCAUCCGCAUUUGCGAAUGCGAGGGUCGAGAUGAUGUUGUUGCGCGUCCUGUCUUGCGGUGCGUCGAUUGCGGGGGCACUGCGUGUAUUAAAUGUGCCGGCAGACCCGAACACAACUAUGUUCCCAUUGACAUAGAGAAAGAGCCUCGUUCGAGGCCAGCAGAUUUCCGCAGAGUUCUAAGAGAGCAGCUUCCAAUGUCUGUUACUAUCCAUGGUGUAUCUAUGGACUUGCUCGAAAAGACUCAAGCUGGGUUAUCGAGUGAAGUGACCAAGGUCUCUGAAACACUGUGGGUCGCAUAUAAGGAGGCUGUUUCAUCGAUCCUGUCUGCAGACCUGAUGUUCCGCGAAGACAAACGGCAAGAAACAUGGACGGUCGUCUAUGAGUCCUCGCACGCUUUAUUAGAAGUUCAUCUUCAUCACAUCCGCUCUCAGCUGCUCUUAUAUGCCAAAGCAUCACCUUCGAUCCCUGCAAACAGUCCGAUACGUGAAAUGUUGAUGCAUCCUGUUGCCCGUUUGGUCUGCAACGGAGGUUUGCUUUCAGGAGAAUGGGAACUGGCUAUUCCAGUGUCACACAGCGUCGAGAUCACGGUCGAAGGGAAGGGGGAGCUCGUUCCUGCAUGGGAAGCCAAGCUAGGUUUAGAGAUCAGCCACUUGAAAAAUAAAAAAGUCUGGUCCUCCGUUUUCAUUGAUGUGGACGAAUCUUCCCAACAUCUUCUGGAUCAGAAGAUCAUGGGUGUGUUCAGACUUAUUGACAAGUGUGGCACCGCGAACUCCGCGCUGCAUGUCAUGGAAAACCGAGAGUCUGGAAUGCUGCCAUUGUACUUGUUCCUUGAUCCGACUCGCUGUGGUCUUCCGGACGACGAUUGUUUCGUAAUGUCGUCAAACAUUCGGCGCGUGGAGUAUGGAGAGCGCCGGCUGAUAGUAGGCUCGCUGGAUAAGUCGUGGCGACCUGGUUCGGAGAAUGGACCUCAGCGUGUUUCAUUCUCUCUCCCCGUCAUGUGGGUUGCAGCUCCCUCCAUAUCGUUGAAAUCAACUGAGAAGCUUUUUGCUACGUACUCAGUUCCCUCUGCUCCUCUUUCCGUCUCCGGCAGCCUUCAUGCGUGUUCAAAGGCAAAAGCCAUUGUUGUCUGCAAGGUGCCCCUGCACCUGCAAGAGAAAGAACGAACUGUUGAUGUCUGGCCCCGAGAUCGUUGGGUUGUGGUUGAUAGCAUCCAUCAACGUCCUACAUUCCGAGCGCUAACGUGGCUGACGGAGCGAAUUAGGAGCAUUGAACAUCUAAAUCAUUGGUUACCUAUCGAGUUGGACGGGGACGACACCCAUUGCAACAGAUGUGCACCUUCGCCCCCAGAACUCCGCUGGGCUAAACGCAACAGGAACGUCAUUGCUAUUGAAGAUCCGUUACAAGCCGGGAAGUAUGAGCAGAGCCUCAAGAAGAGACCCAGUCCGUUCGUGACUCAGCUUCGGUACGAUACCUCAGAGUCGAUCGGGACCCUACGUCUGGGUAUCAACGUUCCUUCCUUGACUCAUCGCGCCCUAUCGCGCUUACCCACUGUGGAUCGUCUGAACAAGCCCCUACUUUCGUGGAGACUGACCACGAGUUACACUCCUCCAGCCACUCUCAGUCCCCCGAAAUUUACUUUGAAAAGCAACAAGCAGGACCCUCCUGCGAAGCAGCCUCCCAACUUCAAGCUUCAACUGCGGCCGGAGCAGUUGCGAUCCCUAACUUGGAUGUUGCGACAAGAAUCUACUGAUGUCGAACCUUUUCUUGAGGAAGAAAUAUCAGAAGCCAUUCUUCACCCUCUUGGCUGGCGAGUGGAAGGAAAGGCGGUGCGGCCGAUUCAGAUGAGUGGAGGUGUUCUGGCGGACGAGGUCGGUUAUGGAAAAACAGCCAUCACUCUUGGCCUUAUCGAUACAUCAUUUGGAAACGCGCCAAAACCAAGAAAAGGCCUGUCCUCCCACGGGAAGAUACGCACAAAAGCAAAUUUGAUCGUGGUUCCGGCCCAGCUGACACGUCAGUGGGCAUCUGAGGUCCAAAAAUUUCUUGGAAAAAAUCGAUCCGUGCACAUCCUCGAGAGCAUGUCACAUUUAAAUAGCUUAACAAUUCAAGAUGUUCUAGAUGUGGAUAUCCUCAUCGUUGCAGGAAGUUUGAUGAAGAGCGAGAUUUAUCUCGCGAAUCUUCAAGCUUUUGCUGCUGGUGGGAAUCUUCCACACAGGGAGGGGCGGUACUUCGACGCCAAGUUGCGCCAAGUGCACUCUAGUCUGCAGAAGCAGAUCGCUCGUUUGACCAAAGAGGGUUCGUCCUCAGUUCUGGAUGCGAUUCGAGAGGCUGAAGAAAACCCCGAAACGGAUGAGACUGCAAUGACAGCAGAUUCAAAGCGACUCAAGGGGAAACAGUACCGGAAACAGCCCCGUGACAAAAUGCACGGGGAUACUGUCCCUACUCCCCGCAAAUCUUCGUCUGCCGCAACCUCGUCACAGUCCAGGCAAAGGUUACUCCCUGAAGUCCUUAUCACUACAACCCCUAGAACAGCGUUCUUGAAUAAUGCUGAGGAAGGGGUCCCUGUGAAGACAUCGAAACGACGGCGCCGGACUGUUAUCGUUUCCGAUGAGGAUGAAGCACCAGUUGACGACGGGGACUUCAUUGUUAUUUCAUCUGACUCUGAGGAGCUCUCAGCAGAUAAUGAGGAUGAAGACCGGAAGUUUACGAAAGCUAAACAGAUCAAGCGCAUAAAAUCCCGCGCCUCUAACUUGACUACUGGAAAAUCAGCGAAACGCAAAAGCAAUGUCCUAUCUGAUUCGGAAGCAUUGGGACACGGCCACGAGAGAUCCAAUUCCCCGCCCCCCAAGAAGCAGAAGUCAGCCGAAUCCAAAGCACCCCUGAAACCCAAGAAGGCGCCUCCAGCGAAAAAGGAAAAACCAAAGGAGCUUAAGCAUAUGGUUGAUCCUUGGAAACUGAAGUCUAAUGCGGUUCGUCAGGACUACACAGAGAUGCGUUGUCCUCCUCUCGAACUAUUCCACUUCAACCGUCUCGUCAUUGAUGAGUUCACUUACGUGGAGGGCAAGAUUUAUCCUCUGAUCACGAGCCUGAAGUCUGAUCAUCGCUGGAUUCUCUCCGGGACGCCCCCAACGCGAGAAUUUGCAACAGUCAAGACGAUUGCGAAUUUCAUGGGAGUCCAUUUAGGGAUUGAUGAUGAUUUCUGGGAGGGCCAGACUAAGGAAUCUCUUCGGGAGGCGAAGAAGCGACAGAAGGAGCAAACAAAUGCGGAGAGUUUCCACUCGUUCCGAGAAAUACACAGCUUAGAUUGGCACGCACAUAGGAAUGAUGUUGCACAGGCAUUUCUGGACCGUUUCGUUCGGCAGAAUAUCGCCGAGAUUGACGAGAUACCUUUCGAGGAUAUGAUGCGUCCCGUAACCCUCCCAGCAGCCGAGCGAGCAAUCUACUUGGAGCUGGAACAUCAUCUGCGGGCCCUUGAUAUGAUGAUCCGACGCGGUAAGAAGACGGAGAGUGACCGAGAGAAACGGAUGGCGGAGUCCCUCGGGAAUAGCGCAACUGCGGAGGAGGCUUUGCUGAAGCGAUGCUCGCACUUUGAGCUGGACGCAGACAGGGCCAAUGCUCUGAAAGCAUGUGAAGUAAUCGUAGAAGAGCGCACUCGUCAGUUGAACGAGUGCAUUGGCGAGUUGGAGACCGAGAUCGGUGAAGCUCUUCGUACCCAAAGUGAGAUCGGUCCUGUCGACUAUCAAAGUCAUCUUCAACAGUGGCUUCGAAUGACACACACGCCCGGCGGUGUUGGUGACGCAGAUGCCAAGAGGCAGUUGCACGACGUUCAGUCAUCCGGAGGCUUCAACUACGAGGAGAGCUUGGCGAUGUCUCAAAAAAAAGGACCAGACCUAGAUCGUGAAUCUCCCAAGACCAAAGAGGCUAGAUGGGCACAUCGUGAACAUGCCCAUUUUCUCAAGAAACUCGAGAAGGAGCUUGUAGGUCGAGUUCGGUCGCUCCGUUACUUCACGGUCGUGCGCGAUCUCCAGCGGAAGACUGAUCACAACAAACAUAGCAAAUGCCCGAGCUGUGAAAAAACCGAUCUUCCCAUUUCCAACAUAGCUAUUCUCUCAUCGUGCGGUCACACAGGUUGUCAUACUUGUGUCAUGAAUUCUGCGCAGAAUGAGGAAUGUGUCUCACGGGCAGCGACGGGCUGCAACGCUCCAGCCAGGGUUCUCAAUGUAGUUAAGGCCGAAACCCUCGGAGAAGACGAGCAUCGGUCCGCUGAUGUGAAGCACUUUGGAAAGAAACUGGAGAAAAUUGUGUUUCUGAUCAAGGAUAUCCCUAAAGACGAGCGGGUUCUGUUGUUUGUUCAGUUCCCUGAUUUAAUGAAGAAGGUUGGCGAAGCACUUACUGAAGGAGGGAUAAGCUUCCUUGAGAUCAAGGGAAGCCCCACUGCUAGGUCGAAGAAUCUAAUGGCGUUCCAAAAUCCUGAUGCAAAGGAAAAAGUUCUUCUCCUCAAUGUCGGAGAUGAAAGUGCUGCUGGAGCCAAUCUAACUGUCGCAAACCACGUCAUAUUCAUCUCUCCGCUUCUUACGUCCUCUCAGCAAUUCUAUGACGCAACUGAUACACAAGCUAUAGGACGACUUCGUCGGUACGGUCAGCAGAAAAAAGUUCACAUUUAUCGAUUCCUUACACUAGAUUCUAUCGACGUCGAACUUUUUGAGGCACGCGAUGGUCGCAAAGUUAUACGGGAGUAA